Molecule: messenger RNA, 3177 nt
Organism: Pocillopora meandrina
Lineage: Eukaryota; Metazoa; Cnidaria; Anthozoa; Scleractinia; Pocilloporidae
Source: the annotation of a GenBank genome assembly
AUGAAUCCAAUCCAACGGAGUUUCAUCUCAGCCGUACUAGUUAUAAUACCAUACAUUACCUUGGGGAUUUGGCUCUCAUCCAGUCUUUGGACUGAUUCUAUAAGACAUUUCCACAAGCCUUCGAACCCAGCUAGUGAGAAGAAGCACUACUCCACUAAGGAGUUAAGGCUGUUAGCAAAAGAACUCUCCGAGACACAGCGCAGCUUACAACAUUCACAAUUACUUUUUUACCGUUUAGAAAAACAUAUUCAACUUGUAAAGGAGUUAAUAAUAUCCAUUGAUGUGAAUUUAACUGAUGAUCUGAAAAAAGAUAAUUCAGCGGACAGGUCUUCCGUAAAUUCUUUGCCAAAGAGAGAGGUUUGCGCUGAAAAAUUCAUGGCACCGAGUUGGGAGUACGUGUUUCCUCGGUUUAGGAAAGGUUUCGACCGAGUAAAUUGUUCAGACUAUGUUCCACUGGACCAGCUUGUGACCAUGAUUGUUACAUCACCUGAAGAGAUCUCGACCGAAAAUUUACAAAACAUUUUUAAAGGCAUCGUAAACUAUUAUCCAAGCGUACCAGUAAUGUUUGUGUCCAAGUCGAAGACAAAUGUAAACUUAAAAGAAUUCGGGUCAAACAUAACCAACGUGGUAUUCGAUGACCUAACUCACGGAAAAACAUGGUCGAUGUUACUCAAAACAGUAUCCACGCCCUAUGUACUAUUUGCACCGGAUAUUACAUACUUCACUGAUGAUGUAAAUGUUGAGCGACUCAUUCGGGUGCUCAGCGAGAACAAAGAUACAAUAAUUGCAGGAGGAAGUCACAAAAAUCAACGUGGCGAAUGGGACAAGGGCUGUUUUCAAGUGAAUUUCAGAAACUGGGUUGCUUUUUUUAUGGAUGGUUAUUAUCGCUCGUUUACUGAUUGUUUAGUGUGUGACGUGCUUCCAGGUCCAUUUAUGGCGAAAACGAAAGAACUCAAGGAACUUGGAUUUGAUGAAAAGUGAGUCUGGACGUUUAUAUUUAACGAGAGAACACCAACUGAUAUUCUUAUAUAUCCAAGUAGGAUUCGAUUCUUAUCAACUGAAAAAGCUUUUGACCUCUUCUAUUGCAUUCUCUUUCCUAGACUGCCUUUUGGUGCCUUUCUUGAUAUUUUCUGGCGAAUAAAACUGAAACAUCCAGAGAAAGUUGUUGUCAGCUGUCCAGACGUUAUGUUUGAGACUCACGUGCAGGAAAUUCCGCAUGAAAAAUAUGUGGCCUUGGCUAACAAGUGGGAUGUCAAAAAAUGGAUCAAUUCCGACGGAACGGUCCGCUGGUAUGGCUGUAGGAGAGGCGGGCGGCCCAAUGAUAACACCGCUAGUUGUAGGAAACAGUCAGGACUCCUUGUCCCUCCUUGUGAUUUGGAGAAUCUCGCAGAUAUGAUCAAAUUUGUCAUGAAAGAGUGUGAAAACGCAGGGCUUUUGUGCGAGUUAAAUGAAGGAUCACAAUUAGGUAAUGUGACACCUGACCUCCUACUCUACGAGGGAGGUUUUGUUUUAAUCCUGUGAGUUCCUUGUGUGGCCAUUUUUUUUUUAAAUUUGUUGUCAUUAUUUGUUGUUUUAUUUUAUCUUUUUUUAAAAUUUUCUAAAGGGGUCAUUUGUCAAAUAUUCCACAACGCUAACAUAACUUACAUGGACUAGAAUUCUAACAUUUGGUACGAAAUUACAACCUUAAUUACGAAUGUUAUGCAAAUGUCACUUUCAUAACUACCAUCUAAAGAAGUGGUGGUUUUUAAAAAGAUUCUAUGAGGAUGGAAAAUUCUUGAAAUAUUAUUUUUUUUGGUCACUGGUUCUACGAACCCGAAUGUAAGACCAACUUUUAGAGAGAUGUAGAUGGAAGGCGACUCUUCCAUUUGCUUUUGAAAAACUCAUUUAUUUUUUUUCCUAUAUCUGACCUAAAUCAAGAGAUUAUAAACCUGCCUAAAUUUAUUGAACUAAGUUUGCUUCUGUUCUAGGUGCUGUUAAGUUCCAGAGAGUUUUACCGUGGGAGCUUGAUGCAGACAUUCACUUCCCUAAUGAUAACUUUACGGCCAUGUUCGGGCUUAUUCCAAGAUUCAAAGCAGCCGGUUACAGAGUUAUUUCAGAAAGAACAGAGGGAUGGAGGAACGGUCAUAAGGUCUUGGGUGCUAUUUUACUAUAUAAAAACGGAUGGAAACUCGAACUUUAUGGUCACGAUAUCUUUCAGAGCGCGGAACUUGUCGCAAGCGGUCAAAAGCCAACAAAAGUCAAGUUUGCUGGUAUGUGGUUGAAUGCUUUUCGUAACCCAGGACUCUCCAUGCGGAAUCGCUACGGGCCAGAGAUAUACCAUCAUGUACAACAUUCAUCGUCAGGUGUAUACAAAUCGGGAGUCUUUCCCAAAUGUCCCACGCCGGGUCACUCAGCAUGUCUUGAUCGGCUUCCUGCCGACGGUAGUUUACAGUUCAGCGACUUUUCCAUCCAGUAAACUAAGAUGCCUCCUCACUGAAAAUGGAUAUUUGGUUAUUGGAAUUGAGAAAUGGUGGCCGAUGAUAGUUGUCUAAUCUUUGACGUUUUUCAAUCAUCACUUUUUCCCAUAUGAACAAGAAUUUUUUUGCUCUCCCGUGAGAAGAUGUUUAAGCUGACGAUACAGUACCUAUUUUUAAAGCUAUCACGAACAACUUGGUUUUUUUGCUAUUUGGGAAUAGUGCAUUUAUCAUAAAAGUUCCAUUAUUACAGCUGUAGCCGCAAUUUAAUAUAAUAGACAAACAUGCUAAGGUUUCAGCUUCUUCAAGUUCACCGAGUUCGAGUUAGCGGGGUUCUACUGUAUUCUAUAAUCAUCCUAAUACACUUUUAUUUUCUGAAUUUAUGGAAGAAGGCGGUAGUUUAUUUAGUUUUUAGGUAACGAUAUCAAUACGAUCAUUUAUGCGUAAAUUUCUAACUUAGUUUAUUUUAGGUCUGACGAUAUUUUCCUUUAAAUUUUAUGGUACUGGUGAAAUUUUUGUUGCGUCAGGUCGUAACCUGUAAUACUCAAGAAUUCAAAAAGAGGAAAGAAAGUGAUCGUGGAGAGAGAGUAAAUAACUUGAAGGAAUAUAUGCUUGGAACUAUUCCCAUGCUUUUCAGUUUGAUUCAUUGGUUAAGGGUUACAAAAAUUGUACUGUGUUAGAUUGACAACCCAGUUAGUGGUGCCUUUAUAAACAGCCACACAGG